AUGGGGCUUUAUAUAACAAAUUCCAUUGCUACUUAUUAUCAAACCAUAAUCAUCAAUAUUUUCAUUCUCUCUUUAAUCACAUCUUCGUCCAUGGCUUCUUCUUCAUCUUCAGUUGAUUUGUCAAGUGCAAUUCUUAUAAGGGUUGACCAAUCGGGCAAAGGAGAUUUCAACAAGAUUCAAGAAGCGAUUGAAUCUAUCCCUCCCAAUCUAAACAACUCUCAACUUUAUUUCAUUUGGGUUAAGCCUGGAGUUUACCGAGAAAAGGUGAUAAUUCCUGCGGAUAAACCCUACAUAACACUGAGUGGGACAAAAGCUUCCAACACAGUUCUCACAUGUAGCGAUGGUGAGGACAUUUUGGAAUCACCUACUCUUACAGUCUUUGCCUCCGACUUCGUAUGCCGAUUUCUCACUAUUCAGCAGAAUAAGUUUGGAACAGCUGGAAAGGCGGUUGCGUUGCGAGUGGCGGCUGAUAAUGCAGCGUUCUACGGCUGCGUGAUAACGUCGUACCAAGAUACUCUUCUUGACGACAAUGGAAACCAUUACUUCAAGAGGUGCUAUAUUGAAGGAGCCACUGAUUUCAUUUGUGGAAGCGCAUCUUCUCUCUACGAAAAGUGUCACAUACACUCGUUGUCGCUGAACAAUGGGUCGAUAACAGCGCAAAUGAGAUCGUCGGCAACGGAGAAAUCAGGGUUUUCAUUCUUGGGAUGCAAGGUAACCGGCACAAGUUCCUCAUUUUUGGGAAGACCAUGGGGAGCUUACUCUAGAGUCGUCUUUGCUUAUUCCUUCUUCUCCGAUGUGGUUGCACCUCAAGGCUGGAACGAAUGGGGAGACUCGAGCAAAAACAAUACUGUAUACUAUGGUGAAUACAAAUGCUAUGGCCCCGGCGCAGACAGGAAGCAAAGAGUAAGAUGGUCAAAACAAUUAUCUGAUGAAGAAGCUACUGUCUUCAUGAGCAAAGAUUUUAUCGGCGGCAAAGACUGGCUCCGACCUGCACCUUCACACUUCAGACUGUUCCCAAAUCAAACCCAAAAGAGUGAUUGA
Messenger RNA from Eruca vesicaria subsp. sativa (arugula), 1041 nucleotides. The record is from the annotation of a GenBank genome assembly. NCBI's taxonomy places the organism in Eukaryota, Viridiplantae, Streptophyta, Magnoliopsida, Brassicales, Brassicaceae.